UUAGCAAGACACGCAAACUUUGUGAAAAUGAACGACAGAAGGCAAAGCCAUUCUAGUCGCACACUGUCGGAAGAAACCGAAUCCAAUGCGGUUUUAUUCGAGAGUUCUGUAGAGAAGAUUGGACGUCAACGAAGUCCUUCCGUGGAAAGCGAGCAAAGCGUUCGCAAAGUCUCCCAAGAAAGCAACCUUUCGCGAAAAAUUACUGGACUGUCAAGACGUAUAUCUGCCGCGUCUUUCUUCUCCAAUUUCAAGAAGCCAGCUGUUGAAACAAAACCAACGGAUGAAAAAUUGAAGAAAACCUUCGAGAAUACGUACCGAUUGGAGCCAAAGAUUCGUUUUCCUGAAGGAAAGGUUCGGGUGGUGAUUCAAGAAGCUUUGGAUACUUUAGACUCCCAUACAUACAGUGCUCAUCACACGCCGUUUCUCGUCAAGUUGCUGACUGCUCGGAUACUGGAAAACGUAAAACAGCUGAACAUUGAGCGAUACAAGAUUGUUUGUAUGAUUACCCUUGGAACAAAAGAGUCCCAAGGAGUCAGAGUGGCAAGUCGCUGUCUGUGGAAUAGCCACUUCGAUACGUGUGUUAGCGCGUGUUUUGAGAGAGAAAAAUUCUUUGCUGUUGGAACAGUUUACGGUAUUUAUUACGAGUAAAAAGCCUCGUAUUGAACAUAACAGUGAAGUCAUUUACUGAUAUCAGUACUCAGUAUUUUUGUGUGAACUCCGGGUUUAAUUUUCGUAGAGGAUGUUGCAUGCUGUACCUCGACUUCGGGUAAAGUGACAACUAAUUCCUGACUGUUUGUAGACCUAAAUCUCAAGCAUUUACCAAUGCCAUCUCUCUUGUCACAAGAUCUUUAUAAAUCAAUCACUUCACAUAAUAAUUUGCUAACAUAAGUGCGCCGUCAAUAAAUGAGAAUAUAAUA
Molecule: messenger RNA, 917 nt
Organism: Pocillopora verrucosa
Lineage: Eukaryota; Metazoa; Cnidaria; Anthozoa; Scleractinia; Pocilloporidae
Product: dynein light chain Tctex-type 5-B-like
Biological process (GO): microtubule-based movement
Cellular component (GO): cytoplasm; cytoplasmic dynein complex
Molecular function (GO): dynein intermediate chain binding
Source: RefSeq, a predicted model, not a curated record